AGUUAUGGAUAGUAUAGUAGAAAAAGCUCCAAACUGGAUCCACUUCCCAAAUACAAUACAAGAAGUUAACGAUGCAAAAUUAUUGUGGCAGACCCGUUUUAAUCUUCCGACAGUGAUAGGUGCACUCGACUCGGUUCCUGACCAAUUACAGCACCCCAGUGUGCUGAGUGUCCUGGUAGUGUGCAUGAUGCUAGGAUGUGGCGAAGAAGUCAAGUUAGAGAAGUUAUUUCUCAAUUUGGUGACAGCCUGUCUAUUGGGGGAUUCAGGAUAUGGCAUCGCACCUUGGUUGAUAACACCUUACAAGCCUCCUCAAAAUGAACAACAGCGUAAUUUUAACUUACAACACGCGAUGGAAAGGGUAGUUAUAGAGAGAGUUUUUGGACAGUUAAAAAAACUAUUUCCAGUUUUAGGAAAUUGUAUAAGGGUUUCCCUAGACAGAGUGCCAAAAACCAUAAUCUCUUGUGCUGUUUUACACAAUGUGGGAAAGCAUUUGAAUAUGUUUGAUAACGAUAAUAUUGAGGACGAUUUCAACGGAAAUUUGUUGGAAGGUGAGCAAGUUGCAGUUGAACAAGUCGAAAACGCAAUAACAAAGUUGUGAUACAAUAAGAAUUUCCCUGAGUAUUCAAACGUCCCUAAGACCAGAGUUUAUAAAAUUGUAAUAAUUAUUCAACCUUGUUAAAAUUAAAUGGUUUGAGAAAUAAUUUUGUGUUAAUAAUUCAUUGUAUUUUAUAAGCAAACACCAUUUGGACCUAUGUAUUGCCUUAAUGAGUUAGCAACAGGUUUGUGUCAAGUAUCUCCGUAUUACAAGCAAGACACAUGUAACACAAACCUGAAAUCUUAUGCAGUCAUCUGCCUGAACUGACAGAUAACAAAUACGUAAUUUACAACAGGCGACCAAGUAAAAUGCUUAUUGUUAGCUCAAACCUAACAAGUUUGGCGUAAGAACAACUUGUACUAAAUUGUUUUUUUUUGUAGGGACACAGGAUUUAGGAAUGGGUUUAUUUAUUAUAAAUUCUCAAAAACGGUCACAUAACCACAAGUAUCUGUAGAAGUUUGUGUAGAUUUACUACAAACUUGUUUUUUCUGCAAUUCAUCUAAUUUUAUUUUCUCUCGUUCCAGUUUCAUUUCAUUGAGUUUCAUUUGUUGUAGUAGAUCUAUGCGUUGUAACUGGGGAGUUGAUAGCUCUCUAGUUUGAUCAUUCUCAUAUUCCUACACUUUUUUUGUACUUUUCCUGAUUUUUUCGGGCAUUUCUUUACCUUUGUUUGUUGUAGGUAUUUGUUGAAGUGAUGGACCUGGCUUUUCAUUACAUAUAUCCAUAUUAGUAGCUGCACUAACCCCAACUGCCGUAUUC
Homalodisca vitripennis (glassy-winged sharpshooter) is the source of this 1351-nucleotide messenger RNA. RefSeq names its product putative nuclease HARBI1. The record is from RefSeq and is a predicted model, not a curated record. The transcript has 3 exons. Lineage: Eukaryota; Metazoa; Arthropoda; Insecta; Hemiptera; Cicadellidae. Bases 5 to 598 code for a protein of 197 amino acids.